CGGGGUCCCUGCGGGAAGGACUGCCGGUGGCGGCGCCCGGGCUCACACGCCCCCUCCCUAGACAGAGCGAAUGUGGUCCGAGCUCCGAGACAGAGAACCGGGUGCUGGCGUGGUGGCGCUGUGGACAGCUGGAGGCCGGCGGAGGACGCACGCCGCGGGGCACGCACCGGCUGGCUGUCCCGCAGAACCGCCCCAAGGAGUCAGAAUUCGCUCGACCCUGGGUCCACUAGGAACUGAAGUGGGGUGGGGGAGCGAUUGGAUAGAAGGCCAAUGGACAGACAGAUCGGCGAUUUUCUGGAGUGAGCUCUCUACCGGCAGAGCUGGGGGCCGGGAUUCCCCUAGUCGUGCUCACUGCCCCUCCCCCGCACACUUUGGGGGAAGUUUCCAGGCGUAGCCUAGGGCAGGUCACCCAGCAUUAGUAGGAAUCUGCUCCCCACGAAGUGAAACUAUUCUGAAGGCAUGCCAGUCUACCUGUCAACGAGAAACCAUAAUGUCUUCUAACCAACGGUGUGACUCUUCGCUCUCCACCGAUGCCACUCCAGCUUUCUUUGGUGCCAUGGGGAAAACCUGAAGCAUGAGCAGAAUCGCCCCCAAACCUGUGGUCCCUUCACCAUUGCAUGGCUGCUGCAGAACAGAGUCCUGGGAUUCGCUCUUUUGUGUUGCUCUUUGCAUCUGAACCAAAGAAUGUGCGUCAUUCUCUAGCGCAUUGGUGUCUGCUCUCUUCCUCACUCGUUUCUGUUGCUUGUGCCUUCCCACCGUCUUCUGUCCUCACGGGAUACCCUUAAAGUUUCUCAGCGGACUCCUCAAGGGCUGGCCUAUGGCUCUCUAAACUCUCUGUCCAAGGACUCUACCAUGAGGCACUGUCUGAAUUGCUGCAUACAGCUGUUCCCCGAAGACGCACACAAACAGCAGGCUGCCUGCCAAGGAGGCCCCCAUCCCAGUCAUCAGGCGUGCCCCAGUUGCAAAGGAGAAAACAAGAUUCUGUUCCGGGUGGACAGUAAGCAGAUGAACUUGCUUGCCGUUCUCGAAGUGAGGACUGAGGGCCACGAACACUGGGGCGGGUUUUUGCGCUUCAGGAAAGGGAAGCGAUGUAGCCUGGUCUUUGGAUUGAUAAUAAUGACCUUGGUGAUGGCUUCUUACAUCCUUUCCGGGGCUCAUCAGGAACUUCUAAUUUCAUCCCCUUUCCAUUAUGGGGGCUUUCCCAGCAACCCCAGCGUGAUGGACAGUGAGAGCCCUAGUGAUGUGAAAGAGCAUCACUACCAGCCUUCGGUAAAUAACAUCUCCUAUGUGAAGGAUUAUCCGAACAUUAAACUGAUUAUUGACAGCAUCGCUGCCAGGAUUGAGUUCACAACCAGGCAGCUCCCGGACUUACAAGAUCUCAAGAGACAAGAGUUGCACAUGUUUUCUGUGAUCCCCAAUAAAUUCCUUCCGACUAGCAAGAGCCCUUGUUGGUAUGAGGAAUUCUCUGGCAGGAACACCACUGACCCCUACCUGACCAAUUCCUACGUGCUCUACUCCAAGCGCUUCCGCUCUACCUUUGACACUCUGCGAAAGGCUUUCUGGGGCCACCUGUCCCAUGUGCGUGGCAAGCACUUCCGCCUGCGCUGCCUGCCACACUUCUACAUCAUUGGGCAGCCCAAGUGCGGCACCACGGACCUCUAUGACCGCCUUCGGCUGCAUCCAGAAGUGAAAUUCUCAGCCAUCAAGGAGCCCCACUGGUGGACCCGGAAGCGCUUUGGAAUUGUCCGCCUGAGGGACGGGCUACGAGACCGCUACCCUGUGGAAGAUUACCUGGACCUCUUUGACUUGGCUGCACACCAGAUCCAUCAAGGACUGCAGGCUGCCUCUGCAGAGCAGACGAGCAAGAUGAAUAGGAUCAUUAUCGGAGAGGCCAGCGCCUCUACAAUGUGGGAUAACAAUGCCUGGACCUUCUUCUAUGACAACAGCACAGACGGAGAGCCACCGUUCCUGACCCAAGACUUCAUCCAUGCCUUUCAGCCUGAAGCCAAGCUCCUUGUCAUGCUCAGGGAUCCCGUGGAGAGGUUGUACUCAGACUAUCUCUACUUUGCAAGUUCAAAUAAAUCCGCCGAUGACUUCCACGAGAAGGUGACGGAGGCUCUGCAGCUGUUUGAAAAUUGCAUGCUGGAUUAUUCAUUGCGCGCCUGCGUCUACAACAACACCCUGAACAAUGCCAUGCCCGUGAGGCUCCAGGUCGGUCUGUAUGCUGUGUACCUUCUGGACUGGCUCACCGUCUUCAGUAAGGAGCAGUUCCUCAUUCUACGUCUGGAAGACCACGCAUCCAAUGUCAAGUACACCAUGCACAAGGUCUUCCAGUUUCUAAACCUGGGGCCUCUAAGUGAGAAGCAAGAAGCUUUGAUGACCAAGAGCCCCGCGUCCAACACACGGCGUCCCGAGGAUCGUAGUCUGGGACCCAUGUGGCCGAUCACCCAGAAGAUCCUGCGGGACUUCUACGGGCCUUUCAACACAAGGCUGGCACAGGUCCUGGAUGAUGAAGCGUUUGCCUGGAAGACACCGUGAGAGCUGAGUCCCUUCUGCAGAAGCUGGGCCCACUGACUCUGUCAUUGCCGUGACUUUAAAAGUCUCCAGGUGGAGAACUGUCGCCCACAGUGUGGAGAAAACCACCGGAGCCCCACCCAAUCUUCUCCUCCCAAGGCGCCUGUUGUAGGAACUACUUUGAAAAUCCUCUUGCCAUGUUGAGCAGCUCUGCUCCUGAUCACUAGGCUCCUCCUCCUGAAGCCUUGGAAGAUACACUGGGGGUAGCGUCUGUCUGUUCCCAGAGUGCCUUGGAUCUCAGGAGGGCAAUGGAUCUCUGGCACCCAGUGGGUAGGAAGAGGAGGCUAUGGGAGGCCACAGACCAGCCCUGCCCUUCUUCCUCCAAGAGAGUUUGUCUGGAUGUAGAGUUGGACAGCUCUGGGAUCCGAUUAAAGCCACGGCUCUGGGGCUGUUCUUCACGUGUUAUGUCCUAGCAGGCCUUGCUUAAAUCGAUAACCCCUUGUGGGCAGAGAACAGAGCUGCUCAGAGAAUGGAGACUCUUUCAUUUCUGUUUGUAUUCCCAAGUGGCAUCAGAAAUAAGCCUUGCUCCCUUUGCUGUGCUGAGAAGAAACCCAGAAGUCAGCUUUUGGCAGCAGGCUCAUCUCGCUGACCUGUUCUGCCUGUAGACUUUGUUUAUGCCCAACAUAGAGAAGGAGCAUCUUUAAACAAACUGCUUCUUCCACUUGACUGGCCCCGCCCGCCUUGCUUUUCUUCUCCUUUGGAUGUUUUCCUCCAGUUUAUAUUUGGAAAGGGAAGUUCUGCUGUUAAUGUCAGAAUAGAACAACCUCAAGGCAUUGAACAGUUGGUGCAAAAGGAAGUAAAGCCCUCCCCAUUUGCAGAGGGUCACUGGAGAGCAUGAGGAAGCUUCCGGCUUUGGUUCUGGCUGGUUACAGGCUCCAGUCCAUCUUCCUGUUGGGGGAAUCUUCUAUCUCCAUUCUCUGUCAUGUACAGCCAAUGUUCUGUAACUCACUUAGGGUGAGUCUCGAGACACCCAUGUCCUCAGAAACACAUCUCACAAACUAAGCUCGGGCCACGUGGGGUGUGACUAGGAGAUAGCUUUGCUGUUUGUGGACCUUUCCAGGCCUGUUAGCGGCUUGGUAGACUCUGAAAGUCUUGUCAUGUUUUCAAGACCCCAGGGAAUAAGAGAGAGAACAGCGUGAGCCCAUUUGGCACACAGGACGAGGUGGGAAUGUCACAAAGCUCUUCACUGGAGUAUUGCCAAGGGAUGCUGCCCAUAAGGCUGUGUUCUCAGGUCAGGAUCCUGUCCACCAGCGUCAGAAAGCGUACACAUUACAUGCCCGACUGUCACUUGGGCUUUGGCAGCAGGAGGAUGUGCAGUUGCUCGGCUGUGAGAGUCCUUCUGCGGUCCACCCUCGUUGGAGAUGGGACUCUCGGCCCCUUGGAAGGCUCAGGGAGAGCCCUGGGCAUCAGCAUGGACCGCGCCAAUUCUGCUACUGAAGGGGCCGUGUGUCUUGAGGCCUGUGUUCCAGGACAAUUCCCCCUUCUCUCACAGUGGCCACUUGGCUCAGUAGUCAGGGGGAAAGUCUGGCCUGAGUACAAGGAUGCUUUGGAAAAAAA
Messenger RNA from Rattus rattus (black rat), 4131 nucleotides. It is a transcript of the gene Chst15, whose product is annotated as carbohydrate sulfotransferase 15. The record is from RefSeq and is a predicted model, not a curated record. Lineage: Eukaryota; Metazoa; Chordata; Mammalia; Rodentia; Muridae. Gene Ontology annotation, biological process: hexose biosynthetic process. The transcript has 8 exons. Bases 853 to 2538 code for a protein of 561 amino acids. Gene Ontology annotation, molecular function: N-acetylgalactosamine 4-sulfate 6-O-sulfotransferase activity.